UGAAUCCUUGUUGAAGCAUCAGACAGCAGGAUCUGUUGGCCAGAUGCUGCUGGAUGCUGACAGGGGAAAGCUGAUUCGGAGACAAGCGGCCAGAGAUGUUUGGACACGUCGUCACUUUGGAUCUGGGCAUCUGAAUGAGUGUCCCUGCUUCAUGAGGCUUUGAAUUUGAGCCUAGGCUGGUAACCCACUUUCGGAGCCACGCAGGUGGGAGGAUGUCGAGCACAGCUCCAUCAAAGAAGCCUUACCGCAAGGCGCCCCCACAGCAUCGCGAGAUCCGCCAUGAGGUACCCAUCAUUCGUGACGACCAGGAUGGAGAACCCUUGACGGAUACAGAAAGGAUGAAGCUGCUGCAGCAUGAGAAUGAGGAGCUUCGCCGAAGGCUGACAUAUGUGACUAACAAAAUGGAGGCGAUGGAGAGGGAGCUGGAGUCAGGUCAGGACUACCUGGAGAUGGAGCUGGGCCAGAACCGUGAGGAGCUGGAGAAAUUCAAGGACAAAUUCCGCAGGUUGCAGAACAGCUACACUGCUUCCCAGAGAACCAACCAAGACCUGGAGGAGAAGCUGCAUGCCCUGGCCUCUCUCAGCCAAAGCUGGAUUUUUGCAAUUAAAAAGGCAGAGAUGGACCGCAAGACGCUGGACUGGGAGAUUGUAGAGCUCACUAAUAAAUUGCUUGAUGCCAAAACCACCAUCAAUAAGCUGGAGGAACUCAAUGAACGCUAUCGACAGGACUGUAACCUUGCAGUACAGCUGCUCAAGUGUAACAAGUCCCACUUCAGGAACCACAAGUUUGCUGAUCUUCCGUAUGAGCUACAGGACAUGGUCAAUAAGCAUUUGCACAGCACUCAGGAGUCCGCAGGCCCUGGUCAAGAGGCAACCCACAUCUUGGCUCCAUCUGAUGUUGUGCCCACCUCAGUCAUUGCCAGAGUCUUGGAGAAACCAGAAUCUCUGGUUCUGAAUUCAGCCAAGUCUAGCAGUGGCAGCUGUCCCAUGGCUGAGGAUGUCUUUGUGCAUGUGGACAUGAGCGGAGCCCCUCCUGAUGCCUGCAACAGCGCAGGGCAGAUGGGGAAGGAGGGCGGAGAUGCAGGGAAACAGCAGAAUGGUGGCUGCAAGCCACAGAGCAGUGUGGAAGGUGUGCCAGAGGAGGUGCCUGCCUUUGAGAAGUUAAGCCCGUACCCUACACCCUCACCUCCCAAUCCUAUGUACCCUGGGCGCAAAGUGAUUGAGUUCUCUGAGGACAAGGUAAGGAUCCCAAAGAACAGCCCCCUGCCCAACUGUACAUACGCAACGCGCCAGGCCAUCUCCCUCAGCCUGGUACAGAGCGAAGAUGAGAGCUGCGACAGACACCGGACACUCCCCAACAGCCCUGCUUCAGCCCAGAGCAGCCCUUUCAGCAGCCCUCCCCAAAUCCCGAGCGCCUUUGCCAGCUCUGCCAGCUCUGAGGAGGACCUGCUGGCCAACUGGCAGCGUAUGUUUGUGGACAAGGCUCCCCCCACCUCAGAGCAGGUGCUGAGGAACCGCACAGCUUUCAGCCAUGACACGGCCCCUGAGCUCCAGAAGAGAUUCAGCCGCUCCAUGCAAGAGCUGGGUAGGGCAGCCUCGGCUUACUCGGAUGGUGAGGAGUCUGCGCAGAGCUGCAGCUGGACCGUGAGCCGGGACUCGAGCGUGGACACAGACAGCACUGAGUCCAGAGCCCGCAGGAGCCAUUUCUCCUCAGACUACGGUACAGAUUUCUCCCAGGAUGAAGCACAGAAGCUGUUGCAGGAAAGUGGCGGAGGCACUGCUGAGCCUGGAAGCCCCUCACCAGAGAAGCACAAGGACUAUGUGGACCUUGGCUUGCCUGAGAGCCCAGCUGAGGAGAGAGAAAUGUUGCUCCAGGGAAGCAAGGAGAGCAACCAAGGAGGUGCCCAAGAGGAAAGUGGAGAAGGCAGGGUCAAGCCUCCCUUCAGUCGGCCACACCGCAGCCCCAAGAGGAUGGGAGUCCACCACUUACAUCGCAAGGACAGUCUGACGCAAGCCCAGGAGCAGGGCAACCUUCUCAGCUGAGGCAGGGCAAGAAGCAGCUACAUGCUGCAGAGCUGUGGGAUGCCUCUAUCUGUCCACCUUCUGAGGGAGAAACCUCCCUUAGUACCCUCCUCCCGGGGAGGCUCUGCUCUGAAACUUUAUAUUUAUUCUCUUCUUUUGCUACCUGGAAGAGCUGGGGUCCCUGUUCCCCAGCACCUCAGACCCACAGUACUAGCACACAGUGUGCAGAAGCACACCCACUGCCCCGGCACACUCGCAGCUCUCUUCACAGCCUCACACUGGUGCCUGUACCGGAGCUUGUUCUUGGUACCCCUCAUCCUGGUGCCUGUGCCUCGUUAUGCUCGCAUCUUCCUUCCCCCUUCCCACUCAGGUACCCGAGGCCCUGGGUGCUCUCAUGCUGGUUGCCCACAGCUGCUCUGCUCUCUUUUAACUUGUGCCAACAGGGCAGAGUGACUGUGUGGUGGUGUCUGAUUCCCGGGGAGCCCCCAGGGGCUGUGAGUGGGGCACAGAGACUCUCCCAGCGGAUGGCUGUGUGCCCCUGGGGAUAUGCUGGGAUUGCUGGUGUCUCAUUUUCCUGCUGGGUUUUGUUUUCCCUGGCUGCCCUCUGGGUGGUUCUCCAGAAUCUGCCUCUGCAGGUCCCCAUCUCUUGACUUGUGCGUUGGGCUCAGCACCCAGCCCCCACUGCGGCAACGCACGGAUGCUGGUGCUGUGGCAUGGGGCACGGGUCCUAUCUGCUGUGGUGGUUUUGGGAGGCACUGCUUGCUAGGCACUGGGGUUUGUGUUUGUGUGUCUCCUCCCUCACACCUCUUCCCCUGCUCUCUGUGCUAUUGUUUUGUUUGAACGGUGCUGAUGCUUUGCUCUUGGGUGGGCUUCUUUCUUCUUUCCAAGCCUUUGGUUUUGGGGUGUAUUGUUUUUUAUUUCUCCCCGCCCUGCAUAAACAGACACAGCCGUUGGCAGCCGGGCCGAUGCCUGCGUUGAGGGUGUGUUGAGGAGGCUCAGCUCUGAGCUGUGCUUCCUUCUGAUCCUGGUCUCCAGCCUGCAGAAGCCCCUCCAAACUCAAGGACAAGGUCUUGCCCCGGGUGAGCAAGGUGUGAAGGAUGCUACUGGGCUUUUCUGGGCAGGGCUCAGUGCAAGGCUGGCAGGUGCUGAGGAGCUGCUCCCUGUAGACACACUACCUCAAGGCUCAGCAGCAGCCCUUUGCCAGGGUCUCCUUUCAUGCCCCCUUCUCUGGGGGGCUCCAGGCUGCCUCUGGCACUUGUCCCAGGCCUCCCCUUCGGGCUAUGGCCUCUCUGUGUGUUUUUCCUAGUGUAGUGUGAUAUUAUGUGACUUUUCUCAGUCUUGUGUGCUCAGUGUCUCGUUGCGGGGGGAGGGAAGGGGAGAGGUCUGUAGAUGUAAGUAUUUUUUUGAGGGCUUACAAAGCCUAGGUGUCCUGUUUUAAUUUUGUCCUGUGCCCUCGUCUGUCUGGUGUUUUCUUGGCUUCCCAGGGGGUGCGAGGCAGAGAAUAUCCUGGUUCCCUGCGCCAUGUCCCACUCAAAUCCUGCUGGCUGUCUUCAGCCUGCUGUCUGGUUUUUGAGUUGGGUUUGUGGUGUUCUCCUACACUACUCAAAGAGGGCUCUUCACUGGGUUGUAGGAGAGCAGCCCUCUGUCCAGGAGAGAGCUCCUAUUCAUAUGCUUACAGCAAGACAUGCAGGCAAGAGCUGCCUGGGGGCCCUGCUCCCCUCCCCAAACCCCUCUUCCUGCAAAGGGCCUGCAGCUUGCAGCUGGGGCCAGUUAGGGCUUCAGCUUGAGCCUGGAGGCUCCAGGGCCUGUGAAAGGGAGCUGCAGGCCUCUCUGGCAGCUGUGUAGGUUGCUUUAUGUACCCUGGCUAGAGCUGCUGCCUGCAGGCUCACCUUGUUUCCCACCUCAAACAGUUGUGGAGCUGGAUGCCACCCUCUGGCAGGGAGGUGGGACUCAGUAUUUCACUACAGUAUUUCGCUUGAUACCUGUGCAAACAGACUGGUGCUGAGAGUGGGAGCGUCCUCUGAGCCUGCAGGGUGUUCAUCUCCCUGGUCCUGAACAUGGUGGUGGGGUCAUUGCAUUUGCUGUCAUCAGCCACUCCACUGCUGCAUUUCUUCUGUUCUGCAGUGUUGCUGAGGGCUUGUACCUGCAGCAGCUGCCAGCUCCUGCCUCAUGGACACCACCUGGGGUUGGAUACUCACUGAGUGAGCUCCUCUGGCUCUGAGGCUGCUGGUGGCCUGCCUGUGGGACAGCACAGCUGCUUGGGCAGAGGGGGAGGCAUUGCCCCUCAGGGCUCAGCCCCAUCUCCCCUGAAUCCUGGCAUGCUGGUCAGGGGACAAAACCCACUCUUGCUGAAGCAGCUGGUGCUGAUGGUGCUGGGCAGAACCAGCCUCCCUCUGCUUUUGGUCAAGGUAGACUUAAAAGCAAAACAGUGGAGAAAUAGACGGGUGGCAAAGGGGUGCCCAGCUCCUUGCCAGACACUUCUGCUUUGCAGCAUUAGGGUGCUGGCAGAGGUUGAGGGGGAGCAGUGGCCUCAAGAGGAGCAGAGCCCUCUCCCGGCAGGCACAGUGCCUGCCCUCUGCACUCCUGCUCACCUCCAGCAGUAUUGGCUCUGGGGCCUUGAGCUGACCCCACUUUCAGU
Molecule: messenger RNA, 4659 nt
Organism: Gavia stellata (red-throated loon)
Lineage: Eukaryota; Metazoa; Chordata; Aves; Gaviiformes; Gaviidae
Gene: TJAP1
Product: tight junction associated protein 1
Exons: 12
Coding region: 213-2042 (609 amino acids)
Biological process (GO): Golgi organization
Cellular component (GO): trans-Golgi network
Source: RefSeq, a predicted model, not a curated record